Messenger RNA from Daucus carota subsp. sativus, 507 nucleotides. Its product is annotated as signal peptide peptidase-like 2. Lineage: Eukaryota; Viridiplantae; Streptophyta; Magnoliopsida; Apiales; Apiaceae. The transcript is spliced from 4 exons. Bases 1 to 507 code for a protein of 168 amino acids. The record is from RefSeq and is a predicted model, not a curated record.
AUGGCGGCAUCCGACGUGGCAUCCGCCAUUCUGUUAUUAUCACUAUGUUGCUCUCUCGCCAUCGCCUCUUCUUCUUCUGUUUGCCGCUCCACUCCUCAAGAGGUAAUUAUUAGGAUGUGGGUUAAUGGAACUGAAGGUAAGAACAUUGAAGGCUUGGGUGCAUUAUUCGGUGGUACAUUACCUAUACAUGAGAAAGAAGGGAUUCGACUACCGGCUACUAUUUCACAACCUGUUGACUGCUGUUCCAACCUAACAUCAAAGUUAUCUGGAUCUAUUACAAUAUGUCAACGUGGGAGCUGUGAUUUUUCAAGGAAGGCUGAAGUGGCACAAUCAGGAGGUGCAUCUGGAUUGUUGGUGAUAAAUACUGAAGAAGGUGGGCUACCUGUGAUAGAUUGUUCAAACACUAAAACCCUUAAUAUUAAUAUUCCGUUUGUGGUUAUCACAAAGUCGGAUGGAGAACUUCUAAGCAAGGCUUUGGCAGGUGGAAGCAAUGAUGGUGAGCGUUGA